Molecule: messenger RNA, 357 nt
Organism: Suillus discolor
Lineage: Eukaryota; Fungi; Basidiomycota; Agaricomycetes; Boletales; Suillaceae
Exons: 3
Coding region: 1-357 (118 amino acids)
Source: RefSeq, a predicted model, not a curated record
AUGCCCGGGGCCGCCAGACUCCGCCCUGAUAAGGCGCUAUGUGGACACAGCAUUGCGUUCCAAGUCCAGCUGGUCAGACACGACAUAACUUGGCAUGUGGGCUUUUGGUGGUCCUCGUGGUUGCUCUUCCUUUUACUGUUCGUGGUACACGGAAUACCAGCAACGCACAUGUACCACGAGCUGUACAACACAGCCCACCACGCUGAAGAGACUUCCACGGAGAAUAUGUCCCUUCCUCUUGUUUUUGAACCAGCUGCGUCGGAGAUGCAACCUAAUGGCAGGGGCCCUUCUUCUCUUCCAGCAUCGCCUACUCGCACGGACCCGAACAUUCCUGGUGUUUCCGAAAGGUUGCAUUAG